AUGGCGAACCACGGACCAGCCUACGGCUUGAGCAAGGAAAUUCAGAGAAAAGUAAGUUGCUUUAAACUGGAUCUCCCAUUGAUACGGUCACGGGUUGUGUGCCAAAACCCGCAAUCCAUUAUUAUCAGUCUGUCGGAAAAAUAAUGAACACUCGUCGCAUCGAGAACCGCAUCGCCGCAGAGAAAAUGAAUUUCUUUUCAUCUUGGCGAACGACCGGCGCAACGAUGUUGUGCUAACUAUUUUUCCGACAGACUGAUACCAUUUUCAUAUUUUCAUAAAGUGCAUAGACAUUUGUCGCUGUCGCAUUUUGCAUUUUAUUUUUGUAUUACAUUAGCGACAAGCACAAAAAAGGUUCAAAAUGCACAAAAAAGAGAGCGAAUGUCCAUGCACUUUAUGAAAAUGCUUUAGAACCAAGCCAGAUUCAGUAUUGAAGAAGCCCGCGAGGUUUUGGCCUGGAUCGCGGAUGCCACUGGCUGCCAAUUCGAGCAAGAUGCGGCGGAAUUCGAGUCGGAUGCUCAAGUCAGCGAAGCCUUGAAAGAUGGGACUGUUCUUUGCGUGUAAGUUCGGUUGCUCCGAUUUUUGAUUUAUAGGUUUGUGUAGAGAAACAAACAUGGUGGGGUCAUUUUAUAAACUGGUCAUUUUUUCGCCAUUUUCACCAUUUUCCCUCCUUUUUAGCCUGAUCAACAAGCUUCUGGGCUCCCCGACUGCCGUCAAAUACCAUAAAAACCCGCGAAUGCCCUUCCACAAAAUGGAGAACAUCUCCAACUUCCUGGACGCUAUCAAAGACUACGGUGUCAAGGAGAUCUCCUGCUUCCAAACCGUGGAUCUCUACGAAAACAAGCAGUGCUACAAAGUGAUCGAGUGUCUGCGGAGUUUGGCUGCUGUGGUGAGUUGA
This is a messenger RNA of Bursaphelenchus xylophilus (pine wood nematode), 895 nucleotides long. The record is from the annotation of a GenBank genome assembly. NCBI's taxonomy places the organism in Eukaryota, Metazoa, Nematoda, Chromadorea, Rhabditida, Aphelenchoididae.